Messenger RNA from Calliphora vicina (urban bluebottle blowfly), 447 nucleotides. Its product is annotated as protein PET117 homolog, mitochondrial. The transcript has 2 exons. Gene Ontology annotation, cellular component: mitochondrion. Lineage: Eukaryota; Metazoa; Arthropoda; Insecta; Diptera; Calliphoridae. The coding region runs from base 64 to 312 and encodes 82 amino acids. The record is from RefSeq and is a predicted model, not a curated record. Gene Ontology annotation, biological process: mitochondrial respiratory chain complex IV assembly.
AAAUAAUUAAUUAAAAAUACGAUCUGCCAUUCUAAAAUAAAAAUUAAAUUCUGAAAUAUUGCAAUGUCGUUAGCGUCCAAAAUAACAUUAGCCGCUUCGUUUGUAGUAUCUGGUGGAAUUAUUGGCUAUGUACACUUCAAACAAACAAAUGACAGAGAAAAGUUACAUGAGGGAGUCGUGAGGGAUAUUGAAAGACAACAAAGGCGCAAAACGGAAAAUACCUAUGUUCUGCAGCAACAAAUUGAUUUGACAAAGCAACUUAAGCAAAUGCAAUCCAAUGAGGAGCCCAACGGAGUGCAACAACCAAGUUAAACAUUAUAAAGAAGUGUAAAUAAUUGUAAUAAACCCUUUUAUGUUAUGUUUAUGUAAAGCCUAUGAUCUUUAUUAAUGCUUUUCUAAACAAACAUUUCAUUUUUGUGGACAUUUUAAAGGGAAGGAAAACUUAAA